GGUUCGGCUUGUAUUUUGAUACUAAUCAUUGCCAAUCAAUUCGAAUAAAAAACUUGAUUAAAUUCACUUUUCAAUAGAUAUUAACACAUAUCGACAUUCGCAAUUACUUGAGUUUUGGUUUUUAACAAAAAAAAUACACCAAUUGAACGUUAACAGAAAAUGAAAAAAGCGGUUUUCAUAUUAUUCGUUCUUGGAAUUCUGUGUGUAUCAAAAACAUAUCCCGACGAUGAAUUCGCUGAAGAGCCUGAAACUGAAGAGCCAGUUGAUUCUGGUCCGGCUAUGAUAAAAAUUGGUGCAUUAUUUGAUGUGAAUGCAAAUGAAAAUAAACAAAUGUUUUUGUAUGCCAUUGAGCGUGCCAAUGAGAAUCUAUUGAAUACUGAAGAAUUUAGAUUAGAAGGUGAAUUGGCCGAAAUAGUGUAUGGAAAUGAAAUCACUAUAUCUCGGGGUGUUUGUGCAUUGUUAGAGAAGGGGGUGGCCGCAAUUUUCGGUCCCGACGAUGAAACAUCAGCAAUUCAUGCAGCAAAUGUAUGCGAUACCAAAGAAAUUCCAUACAUUGAUACACGUUGGGAUUUUUUCUCGGCCAUUCCAAUUGUGAAUAUGUAUCCCGACCCAAAGGCCAUUGCUCAAGCGGUUCAUGAUUUGGUGAUAGCAGCUGAAUGGCAAAGCUUCACUAUUCUGUACGAAAAUCCAGAAUGGCUGCCACGGAUUGCACAUUUACUCGAACUGUAUGACCCCAAAGGGGAUAUGGUAACGGUAAGACGUGUUGACGUUGGACUGGACACGAAGAAUUAUCGAUCAGUUUUGAGAGAUGUCAAGUUGUCAGGUGAUUUUCGCAUCAUAAUCGAAUGUUCGAUUGAAAAUCUGGGCGAAAUAUUAAAGCAGGCACAACAAAUUGGACUAAUGGUCGAUAAAUAUCAUUUUAUUAUUACAAAUUUGGACGCAAGUUCUAUUGAUUUGGAGGAUUAUCAGUAUAGCGGUGCAAACGUCACUAUUCUUCGAAUGGUAGACACAUCAAGUGAUCCUGUAGCUGAAUACGCGAAAUAUGUCACGAAAAUAAGUAAAGAAGAAGAACAGGAAAGCAGCACAGAUGGCGGUGAGCCCGAAGAUAACGCCGAAAAUGAAGAAAGUCCCAAUGAAGAGGGAGAGCAGCCUGAAGAAGGCGAAGAAAAUGAAAAUAAAGAUGAAAAUGCUGAACCAAGCGAACCGCCCGCGAGCGAAGAAAAGGCCGAAGAAGAAGAAGAGGAGGGUUUUAACGCAGAUACAGUGCACUUGCAGACAGCUUUAAUAUAUGACGGAGUCUUUUUAUUGGCAGAAACAUUCAAGCAACUUGGAACCAACCAGAUUCAACCUGCAUCCUUAGCUUGUAAUGGAAAUGAAACGAUGUGGGAAAAAGGAUUGAGCAUCUCCAAUUUUAUGCGGAAUACUUUAAUCGAUGGAAUGACCAAAAAUGUGAAGUUUGAUGAGAAUGGUCGUCGUUCUGAGUUCGAAUUGCAGAUUUUUCAACUGACUACACAAGGUCCUAUUAUGAUAGCAACUUGGAGUUCCGAUGAUGGUAUCAAACAGAUGGGUAGUAGUACACCUGAAACUGUCGGUGAUUCAACAGCGAUGUCUCUGCGGAAUCGAACAUUCAUAGUACUCACUGCUCUGACUCCGCCUUAUGGAAUGUUGCGAGACUCAUCUAUGCAGCUUACCGGGAAUGAUCGAUUUGAAGGUUUUGGAAUAGAUAUUAUUUUUGAGUUGUCUCAAAUGUUGGGUUUCAAAUACGAAUUUCGUUUGCAAGAGGACAAAGAUUAUGGUUCAAUAAAUAAAGUGACAAAAGAAUGGACAGGCAUGAUUCGGGCACUACGAGAUGAAGACGCUCACUUGGCCAUAACCGAUCUCACAAUCACAUCGCAACGUGAAAGUGGAGCAGACUUUACAAUGCCGUUCAUGAACUUGGGAAUUUCAAUCUUAUAUUUAAAACCAACAAAAGAACCUCCAUCGACUUUUAGUUUCAUGGCUCCAUUUUCUAAAUCCGUGUGGCUCUCUGUUUUUCUUGCUUAUUUCACAGUUUCUCUUUGUCUUUUUGUUUUGGGGAGAUUAAGUCCAGGAGAAUGGGAUAACCCUUACCCUUGUAUUGAAGAACCAACACAACUUGAAAAUCAAUUCUCAUUUGCAAACAGUAUGUGGUUUUGUAUCGGUGCUCUCUUACAGCAGGGAUCUGAAAUCGCUCCAAAAGCUCCCGCAACUCGUAUCACCGCAGCCGUUUGGUGGUUUUUCACAUUAAUUAUGGUUUCAUCUUACACCGCAAAUUUGGCCGCUUUUCUCACAAUUGAAACGCCUUUUGAAAAAAUUAAAACCGUAGAUGAUCUCAAAAAUUGUGGCAACUCCGAUGAUGAAUGUCCGGUUAAAUUUGGAGCGAAGAAAGGUGGUGCAACGUAUAAUUUUUUCAAAGACUCUGAUCGUCCCACAUAUCGAAGCAUGUAUAAGUACAUGGAAAGACAUCCAGAAUUGAUGCCAAAUGAUAAUCAGGUCGGUGUCGAUAUGGCCAGCGAUGUUGCGAAUGAUUAUGCCUUUCUAAUGGAAUCGUCAUCGAUUGAAUAUGUUAUCGAGAGAAAUUGUGAUGUCACACAAAUUGGAGGCUUGUUGGACGAUAAAGGCUACGGAAUUGCUAUGAAGAAAGAUUCCGAGUAUCGAAAUGCACUAAGUGAGGGCGUUCUACGAUUGCAAGAGUCUGGCAAACUUGCGUCGCUAAAAAUGAAGUGGUGGAAGGAAAAGAAAGGUGGCGGAGCAUGCUCGGGCGAGUCAGACGAAGGUGCUGUGCCUUUACAGAUGGCCAAUGUUGUUGGCAUUUUUUAUGUCUUAAGCUUUGGUGUAAUGUUCGGAAUGUUUCUUGCAUUUAUCGCUGUUGUUCUAGAUACGUGGAAAGUUUGUAGAGAGAACAAGGUUCCAUUCAAAGAAGAGUUUAUCGCUGAAAUGAAAUUCAUCUUGAAAUUCGAAGGCAACACAAAGGUAGUACGUCAUCGAAAAAGUGAGUCAAUUGAUUCACAGCAUUCAAUCACAUCUUUUCAAUCGAACGAAUUGGAAAUCGACCACUCGGCAAAGUCUGCUGGUUCGAAAUGAGGAAACAAUGACGCUGCCAUUAUUUUUUGAUCAGUUAUCAAUUUCAGUAUUUAAAAAAAUUGAUGAUUUAUUCACAAUGUAAAACAAAAUGAAAGAAAAUG
Messenger RNA from Contarinia nasturtii (swede midge), 3203 nucleotides. RefSeq names its product glutamate receptor ionotropic, kainate 2-like. Lineage: Eukaryota; Metazoa; Arthropoda; Insecta; Diptera; Cecidomyiidae. The record is from RefSeq and is a predicted model, not a curated record. Gene Ontology annotation, cellular component: postsynaptic membrane; plasma membrane. Gene Ontology annotation, biological process: modulation of chemical synaptic transmission; monoatomic ion transport; synaptic transmission, glutamatergic. Bases 160 to 3102 code for a protein of 980 amino acids. The transcript is spliced from 20 exons. Gene Ontology annotation, molecular function: glutamate-gated receptor activity; transmitter-gated monoatomic ion channel activity involved in regulation of postsynaptic membrane potential.